CCCAGCUGGAGUUCGUCCAGAUCUUGGUGAUCGUGGUGGUCAUGAUGGUCAUGGUGGUGGUGGUCACCUGCCUGCUGAACCACUACCGCCUGUCGGCGCGCUCCCUCCUCUCCAGGCAGGCCCAAACGCGCAGGAGACACCUGCCGCUCGCCAGCGAGGUGGGUCAGUGGUCCUCUGAGGGCACAGGGGCGAGCGGUGGUCUGAAUGAGCAUCAGGUGUACAACCCUCGCCCUCCGGACCGAGGAGUCUCCUCCUACCUGCAGCGAGACCCUCAGCACAGCCAUUCCCAACCUCCUCUCCAAACGCAGCGCUUCCAGCACACGUACGCCCCGAGCCGGUUCCAGCCGACGUACCCCUACCUGCCCCAGAGCCUCAUCGAUCUGCCCCCCACCAUCUCGCUCUCAGACGGCGAGGAGCCUCCGCCCUACCAGGGUCCCUGCACCCUGCAGCUCAGAGACCCCGAGCAACAGAUGGAGCUGAACCGCGAGUCGGUCCGGGCUCCUCCGAACCGCACGGUGUUUGACUCCCACCCCCUGGACCCCUCCAACUCCUGCCUGCAGGCCAG
Molecule: messenger RNA, 565 nt
Organism: Austrofundulus limnaeus
Lineage: Eukaryota; Metazoa; Chordata; Actinopteri; Cyprinodontiformes; Rivulidae
Product: protein TMEPAI
Biological process (GO): negative regulation of transforming growth factor beta receptor signaling pathway
Cellular component (GO): early endosome membrane; Golgi membrane
Molecular function (GO): R-SMAD binding
Source: RefSeq, a predicted model, not a curated record